Messenger RNA from Moneuplotes crassus, 1527 nucleotides. NCBI's taxonomy places the organism in Eukaryota, Ciliophora, Spirotrichea, Euplotida, Euplotidae. The record is from the annotation of a GenBank genome assembly.
AUGGAUGACUUAGAAGCAAUUAUGAAUCAGCUAAAUGACCUGAAAUUAGAAGAAAACCCAGAUAAUCCUGAGGCAGACCUUACUGAGAAGUUAGCAGGGCUCAGUGUUGAAGAGUCCCCGUUUGGUAGAAACACCCAAGAGGUGAUUAAGAAGAUAGGCUCUUUAGAAGGAGUUCAAAAUAUAGUAACUUGCCUGUCGAAUUCUGAUCUCACAGGGAUUCCUUGUAAGGAUCUUUGUAUUCUGUAUACUACAGAAGAGGAAAAAUUAGUUCUGAUCAGUCUCAUCGGAUCCUGACAGCUAUUACAAAUGAAAGAUGCUCCUCUUGACAAAAUGAUUGAUUGGAACCUGGUAAAUUUGCUAAUGAAUUUAAUUCAAAAUUCCGAAGAUCCGACUGUAAAGGUAGAAAUUACUAAUUCUUUCUCAACCUUGUUCAAAAGCAACGAAUGAGCUCUUGAGAUGCUUCUAAUGGAAGGAUUUUUGCCCCUUGUUAUUAAUAAUUGAUUCUGUAAUGACGAACAAUUAAAAACUGUAUCUUUCCAAAUGCUGCUUAAUAUUUGCAAACUAAAUGAAAGAUACAUUGAAUUCAUGCUCCAAACAGGGAGAUUUGUAUCCUUAAUUGGAAUUCUUAAGAGGGUUCCAGUUGACUCUGACUUACAAGCCCAAAUCAUUCAAUUUGGUAGAAUUGUCAUUUCCAGUCAUGAUAGUUUCACUGCUGAGGAAGUUAAUCAACUUCUUGAAGACUUGACAAAUUCUCUGAGUAUUAUAAGUAAAUUUAACAUCCAGCAGAACUGAAUACAUGGAAUCGAGUCCCUAAUAUCAGAAGGGUUUGAGAAUAAUAUACUCAUUAAGUACCAGCUAAAGGGAUACUUAGAGACAAUUAAGACCAAUCUGGACAUGGAUGAUCCUUCUCAAUCAAACCUUUGUUCAACAAUCACUAAUAUUUUAUCUGAGAUAGAGGAAAAAGAGGCCGAAGAUGAUGGCUCUGUUCAGAGCGGAAUGCUAGCCAAACAGGAAGAGGUCUUUCGUGAUCAUUCUGACGAUGUGAAAAUUAAGUACAUCAGGCUACUUAGUUUGAAUAUUAUUGACAGCAAAGAGAAUAUAGUCGAAUUAAGUCCUCAUCUAAUGGUCCUUGUUAAUAACUACUCUGAGUUUCAAGGAAGGAUCCUUUCAAUGAUAGUGGAAGCUGCCUACAUUCUUCUGACUAGAAUACCUUCAGAGACAAUUAUUGAGAUCAUAAAAGCUACCAGCGGUGAUCUAGGGUCAUUCUUGAUCGAUAACUGAUCUACUUUUGCAAGCAACAGAAGAAUCUUAGUAAAACUUCUUGUCUCACUGGAAAAGUUUUGCGAAGUCUUUUCUAAAGCAAGUGAUGAUGAUCAAAGAGUUUUUGACCUGUACAAAGAAUUUGCCACAAGUAUUCCUCAACAUGUGAUAGAUGGAGUAAACCCAAGUGAAGCCGAGAACGAAAUGAACUCUGUCUUUCCCAAAGCAAAGGCUUUGCUUGCCCAUAUUAAAUCUGAGGGAUGUUAA